This is a messenger RNA of Protopolystoma xenopodis, 420 nucleotides long. The record is from the annotation of a GenBank genome assembly. NCBI's taxonomy places the organism in Eukaryota, Metazoa, Platyhelminthes, Monogenea, Polystomatidea, Polystomatidae.
AUGCCGGUUUCGGCGCAAUCUGAGCUCCGGAAGGGGCCAGUCUCAAGUAAAGCAAAGCAGGCUUUUCGUGCAGAACCGCCCAUUCCAGCUCCGCAGACCCGCGUUUCUUGGGCGCCCCAGAGACGUAGCAGCACGGCAACUCGUCGCACCGACCAGCAGCACCCAGGCUUCUGGCCGAAGUUGGCCCCAACAAAGCCAAAGGAUGAUCUGUUCGCAACUAUGGCCGAUGAGUUGACGAGCGAUCCUUAUCCCUUGUGUCGCCGUCCAACGAACCAGAUUUCUGUGGGCAGAGCUCGAGUUCGCCUCGACGUAGCGGAGAGUGUCGGAAAGAGUGUAAUUCUGGAAGCCAGCUACAAUCCUACCCAUUUCGCUGCACUCGGAGGCUGGAUGGAUUGGAUUCGCAAGUUGGCUUUACCGUAA